AUGGUCAAAGUCAACAGAAGAAAAAACAAAAACAAAAUUUUUAACAUUUUUCCUCAUGAUUUUUCUCCGUCAGAUCCUGUGGUGAAGCGUCGGCCAGCGGCGCCGUCGCCCGCCAACGUCCAACUGGACGGCCAGGAGGUGCGUUCCCUCCGCCAGCACAGCACGGCGCCCCCCGGGGGCCUGGUGCAGACCGACAGCCCCAACUUCCUCUGCAGCAGCCUGCCGCAGCACUGGAGGUGUAACAAGACGCUGCCGAGAGCCUUCACUGUGGUUGCCCUGGGCAACGACGUGCCGGACGGCGUGGUGGUCAUAGUCAUGGCCGGCAACGACGACAACAUCAGCGCUGAGCUCCGCAACGCCACGGCGACCAUGAAGCAAGGUUGUGCCCACUUCAACGACCUCCGCUUCAUAGGCCGCAGCGGGAGAGGUAAGAGUUUCAACCUCUACAUCAACGUGCUGACCACGCCCCCUCAGAUCGCCACCCUCCACAGAGCCAUCAAGGUCACCGUGGAUGGACCGCGACUGCCGAGACGACAGAGACAGAAGGAGGUGAAGUCAGGCGUGUACAGACCUUCCCAUAGCAGCACUGCGUCAUCAGACUGCAGAUCCUUCCCCUCCUCGCUGUGGACCAACGAGCCCUCGUUCUUGGGCCACGUGACCUCUCGUCCCUCCUCCUUCGCUCCAGGUCCCAGGAUGCACCACCUGCCCGGCCCGCUCCCCUACUCCGCCCAGCCUCCUCCGUACGGCUCCUACCUGUCUGCCCCUCCUCCCCCUCCCCCUUCGCUGAGUGGCCACGGUGGUCCGUUCCAGUCCGGCGGCUUCUGCUACGGACCCAACCAACCGUUCCAGAACGCGGGGGAGGACAGAAACGUUGUCGCUGCACUGACCAAUUACAUUGAGGGGGCGUGUCUUUCUAUCAGAGGUGACGAGCCCGUCUGGAGACCUUAUUGAUGAUUGCAUGUAAUUUUAUAAUUCAAUUUUUGGUGAAGUUUUACUUUGUCUUCAUCCUUCUUCUAUCGACCUGUUAAAUUAAAAUCUUUGUGGUUUGUCCACAACUUGAA
Scophthalmus maximus (turbot) is the source of this 1061-nucleotide messenger RNA. RefSeq names its product runt-related transcription factor 3-like. Gene Ontology annotation, biological process: regulation of transcription by RNA polymerase II; regulation of cell differentiation; hemopoiesis. Lineage: Eukaryota; Metazoa; Chordata; Actinopteri; Pleuronectiformes; Scophthalmidae. Gene Ontology annotation, cellular component: nucleus. The transcript has 6 exons. The record is from RefSeq and is a predicted model, not a curated record. The coding region runs from base 1 to 951 and encodes 316 amino acids. Gene Ontology annotation, molecular function: RNA polymerase II cis-regulatory region sequence-specific DNA binding; ATP binding; DNA-binding transcription factor activity, RNA polymerase II-specific.